Corythoichthys intestinalis (scribbled pipefish) is the source of this 1885-nucleotide messenger RNA. RefSeq names its product gastrula zinc finger protein XlCGF57.1-like. NCBI's taxonomy places the organism in Eukaryota, Metazoa, Chordata, Actinopteri, Syngnathiformes, Syngnathidae. Gene Ontology annotation, cellular component: nucleoplasm. The transcript is spliced from 2 exons. Gene Ontology annotation, molecular function: DNA-binding transcription repressor activity, RNA polymerase II-specific; RNA polymerase II cis-regulatory region sequence-specific DNA binding. Gene Ontology annotation, biological process: regulation of transcription by RNA polymerase II. Bases 181 to 1713 code for a protein of 510 amino acids. The record is from RefSeq and is a predicted model, not a curated record.
GACGCAACUCAAGACUUGCAAUUUCUUGCAGUUCUUUCCUGUAGCCGUUUUCUAACCAAACGCGUUUCUUCAAAGUGUUCUCAUCAGGUGAGUACCCAAUGUCCCGCGGACGUUACUGUAGAAGAUAUUCACCCUGAGAAGAACGAUCCCCUCCUCGUCAAACAGAAGGAGAAGUCUGGGAUGCCGUGUAUCAAACGGGAGGCAGAGCCAGAGACCCACGACAUGAAAGAAGAAGAACAGGAAGAUGAAAUCAUUGCAGUGACCGUCGGUGUUAAGAGUGAAGAAGAUGAAGGUCUAAGCGAACAGAGCACAGCAGCGAACCCUUCGAGCGGCAGCUCAUUUCAGCACGUGACAACAAAAGGAGAGGGACGAUCGCAACCGGACGGCCUCUUAGCUCCGCUUUCGGACAGCGACGACGUAACGUCACAUUCUUCUGACUUUAAUUCUGAUGAGGAAGAUGAUGACUUUGACCAAAAUGCUUCAAAAUCUUUACACAAGUCAUCAACGAAAAGAGACACAAAGGAAUGUGUAGUCGAGAAACCUUUCACCUGCACACUUUGCGAUAAAAGAUUUUCUCAUAAGCAUGUUUUAGAACAGCAUAAGCGUACACACACUGGAGAAAAGCCUUUUGCCUGCACAUCUUGUGGUAAACGAUUCACCCAUAAGGGAAAUUUAACCAAACACACACGCAGACACACUGGAGAGAAGCCUUUCGCCUGCACACUUUGUGAUAAAAGGUUUUCUCAGAAGACUACUUUAGAAAUACAUAAGGGCACACACACUGGAGAGAAGCCUUUCACCUGCACACUUUGCGGUAAAAGAUUUUCUCUGAAUUCUAGUUUAAAUAGACAUAAGCGUACACACACUGGGGAAAAGCCUUUUGCCUGCACUUCUUGUGGUAAACUAUUCACCCAUAAGGAAAGUUUAAACAAACACGUACACACACACACUGGAGAGAAGCCUUUUGCCUGCACACUCUGCGAUAAAAGAUUUUAUCAGAAGACUGAUUUAGAAACGCAUAAGCGUACACACACUGGAGAAAAGCCUUUUGCCUGCACAUCUUGUGGUAAACGAUUCACCCAUAAGGGAAAUCUAAGCAAACACACACUCAGACACACUGGAGAGAAGUCUUUCACCUGCACACUUUGCGAUAAAAGGUUUUAUAGUAAGGCUGAUUUAAAACUGCAUCAGCGCACACACACUGGAGAAAAGCCUUAUGUCUGCACGUGUUGUGGUAAACGAUUCACUCAGAAGGGACAUUUCGUAUUGCACACAAGAAACCACGCUGGAGAGAAGCCUUUUGAGUGCACAUUUUGUGGUAAAAAAUUUGUCGAUAAGGGAGGUUUAAACAAACACACAAGCAGGCACACUGGAGAGAAGCCUUUCGCCUGCACACUUUGCGAUAAAAGAUUUUCUCAGAUGAAUAUUUUAGAAAAGCAUAAGCUUACACACACUGGAGAAAAGCCUUUCGCCUGCAUAUGUUGUGGUAAACGAUUCACCCAUAAGGGAAAUUUAAACAAACACAAACGCAGACACACUGGAGAGAAGCCUUUCGCCUGCACACUUUGCGAUAAAAGAUUUUCUGAGAAGUCUAAUUUAGAAAUACAUAAGCGCACACACACUGGUGAAAAGCCUUUUGAAUGCUCACUUUGUGGUAAAAGAUUCGCUCAGAAAGGAAAUUUAGUAACCCACGCAAGAACCCACACUGAGUAAAAACCUUUGACUUGCAGCAUGUUACAAAAUAUUUGGAUUCCUGCCACGCAUUUGCAGUGGGAAAAGCAUUUCAAUUUCCUUAUUCAGUUUCUCUGAAGCCUGUUUUGAAAAAGUUGUUGAAAUGAUUUUUCAGGUAAUGUUCUUUUUCUAUCCAAUAUAUCUAUUCAAUAAA